Fulvia fulva is the source of this 1143-nucleotide messenger RNA. RefSeq names its product Septin spn4. Gene Ontology annotation, cellular component: septin ring; microtubule cytoskeleton; cell division site. Gene Ontology annotation, molecular function: GTPase activity; molecular adaptor activity; GTP binding. The transcript has 3 exons. Bases 1 to 1143 code for a protein of 380 amino acids. The record is from RefSeq and is a predicted model, not a curated record. NCBI's taxonomy places the organism in Eukaryota, Fungi, Ascomycota, Dothideomycetes, Mycosphaerellales, Mycosphaerellaceae. Gene Ontology annotation, biological process: cytoskeleton-dependent cytokinesis.
AUGGCCGAAUCACCCUCGCCGAUUGGUAUCGCCAAUCUCCCCAACCAGCGCCACAAGAUCGUGGCCAAGCGUGGUGCUGCCUUCACGAUCAUGGUCGCAGGCGAGUCCGGCCUCGGAAAGACCACCUUCAUCAACACCCUCUUCAGCACGACCAUCAAGAACUACGCCGACCAUCGCCGCCGUCAUGCUAAGCAGGUGGACAAGACCGUCGAGAUCGAGAUCACCAAGGCAGAGUUGGAAGAGAAGUUCUUCAAGGUCCGCUUGACUGUCAUCGACACCCCCGGCUUUGGAGACUACGUGAACAACAGGGACAGCUGGCAGCCGAUCAUUGAGUUCCUGGACGAUCAGCACGAGAGCUACAUGCUCCAGGAGCAGCAGCCAAAGAGAACCGAGAAGAUCGAUCUGAGAGUACACGCCUGCCUGUACUUCAUUCGCCCGACUGGACACACACUCAAGCCAUUGGACAUCGAGGUCAUGAAGCGCCUGUGCACUCGUGUCAACCUGAUUCCUGUCGUCGCAAAGGCAGAUACUCUCUCACCAGCAGACCUCGCCAAGUUCAAGCACCGCAUCCGCGCCGUGAUCGAAGCUCAAGGCAUCAAAAUCUACACACCACCGCUCGAGGAAGACGACGAGGCCGGCCUGCAGCACGCUCGUAGUUUGAUCUCUGCGAUGCCGUUCUCCGUGAUAGGAUCCGAGCGAGACGUCGCCACCCCCGAUGGCCGCACUGUCAAGGGUCGCCAAUACGCAUGGGGUGUUGCCGAGGUCGAGAAUGAAGAGCACUGUGACUUUAAGAAGCUGCGCGCUAUCCUCAUCCGCACACACAUGCUCGACUUGAUCCAUACCACUGAGGAGAACCACUAUGAGGCGUACCGAGCGCAGCAAAUGGAGACGCGCAAAUUCGGCGAAGCGCGCCCACGCAAACUGGAUAACCCGAAGUUCAAGGAGGAGGAAGAGCAGCUCAGAAAGCGUUUCACUGAGCAAGUUAAGGUUGAAGAGCAGCGCUUCAGGCAGUGGGAACAGAAGCUCAUUUCCGAGCGUGACCGCUUGAACAAGGACCUGGAACAGUCACACGCAGUGAUUAAGCAGCUUGAGGCUGAAGUGGAAGGUCUUCAGGGCAGUAUGUCACGUACAGGUCGUCGUUGA